Molecule: messenger RNA, 1245 nt
Organism: Zasmidium cellare ATCC 36951
Lineage: Eukaryota; Fungi; Ascomycota; Dothideomycetes; Mycosphaerellales; Mycosphaerellaceae
Exons: 1
Coding region: 1-1245 (414 amino acids)
Biological process (GO): beta-D-galactose catabolic process via UDP-galactose, Leloir pathway; glucose metabolic process
Molecular function (GO): carbohydrate binding; aldose 1-epimerase activity
Source: RefSeq, a predicted model, not a curated record
AUGUUCGGCUUCAAAGCACUCAUCGCCCUUGCAGCACUCCCUCUUGGCGUCAUCGCAUCGGUUCCUGGCAACGGCUCCAAAGUCCUCGACAAUGGCAAGUAUGAGAUCGCAAGCGAGGGAAUUCGAGCGCACUUCAUGCCUUACGCUGCUUCCAUCACCAACUUGUUCAUCCAAGACGUGCACGGCGUAGAGCGCGACAUCGUCCUCGGCUUCGACAACGCCAGCUUCUACAGCAUCUCGAAAGCUCAUCCUCACCUGAAUGGAGUUCCCGGUCGAUAUGCGAACCGUAUCAAGAACUCGUCGUUUACAAUCGACGACGUCACCUACCAUACCGAUGCCAAUGACAACAAGGGACUCGACACGCUGCAUGGUGGUUCGGAUGGCUGGGAUUAUCGCAACUGGACUGUCUCCGCACACACAUGCGACUCGAUCACAUUCUCGCUCGUCGACCCUGAUGGGAAGGAAGGCUUUCCUGGCGAAGUGAUUGCCUAUGUCACGUACACUCUCACGCCGUAUCAAUGGUACCUGAGAAUGAAUGCACUGGCGACCACGAAGAAGACUCCGAUCAUGCUCACGUCUCACACAUAUUGGCAGUUGGACGGCUUCCAGAACCCUGCGACGCCACUUGCGCUGAACCACACCUUGCAUCUGCCGCACGCAGGCCAACGCAUUGAUGCUGAUGGUAUCCUCAUUCCAACUGGAGACGUCUCAGCCAACAAGAAGUACAGUGUCAAUGACUUCUGGUCGAGCCCGAAGCAGCUCGGCAGCAACAUCACCGGUCCAGACCUGCUCGGCAACUGCGGCACGAACUGCACCGGAUACGACAACUGCUACCUCACCAAUCGCGACGCUCUCAGUUCCUACGACUGGCGCACUGCCCCUGUCGCCACACUUGCAAGCCCAUACUCAGGUAUCCAAGUUGACGUCUUCACUGAGCAAGAAGCACUCCAAGUCUACACUUGCAACAACAUGAACGGCAGCUUCCCACUGAAAUCGACUCAAGGCUUCUUCAACGACUCUUCUCGUCCUCGAGUGACGAACAAGUACGGUUGCGUGGUGAUUGAGGUCGAGGAUUGGAUCGAUGGGAUCAACAACCCAGAGUGGGGACGUCUCGAGAAGCAGAUUUUUGGUCCUGCUGAUGGAGUGUAUGUCUUGCAGGCGAGGUAUGACUUCUCGUUGAACUUUGAACUGGCACAGGCGCAGAACCAGUCUGCCAGUGCGGGUGCUUAUCGUCGCGGCCUUUGA